This is a messenger RNA of Periconia digitata, 870 nucleotides long. Lineage: Eukaryota; Fungi; Ascomycota; Dothideomycetes; Pleosporales; Periconiaceae. The record is from the annotation of a GenBank genome assembly.
GUCUCUGCCAUCAAUCAACUCUUCUUCUUCUUCUUUUUUUUUCUUUUUCCCUCCUCUUUCUUUCUUUCUUUCUUUCCUUCUUUCAAUUCUCAUUUCAACUCCGUCUCUCCCUGUCUCCCACCUGCCUGGUACAUGGUACAUGGUGCAUCACGUUUGAGCGCCUGGGUGCAUUUAUAUAAUAUAAUACAUGUAUGUAGUUAUGCAGCUAAACAUGUUGGUGUGGAUGAAGCAUGCAUGUCAUGGACGGAUGGUAUCGAGCGGUUAUAACGGCCGUUGCAUGCAUACCAAAGUACGCAUGUUAUAUUAUCAUGGUUGUUGCGCAGAUGACCGAGUAGGUGAGCUACCCGACGAGUAUGCGAUUCAUGGGGGGAAAUUGCCCGUCACUUAUCCAUCCACUUGUUGUGAUUGACGGUCGAUACGAUACAUCCAUGGAGAGUGAUGGUCUGUGGAGCUAAUCUCUUUUUUUUUUCUUUACUUUCCUUCUCUAUUCCUUCUCCUAGCAUCCUGUCGUCGUGGUGGCAGUGGAAGAGGUGGAGAUGAUUAUGUGCGAAAAGAUAGAGAGAGAGAGAGAGAGAGAGAAGGGUGCAAUUGAAUUGAUCCGUGUGCCUAUCGACCAAAAAGGAGUCGUGUUUUUUUUUUUCAUUCUCCCGCACACUCAACCAUCACGCCGUCUCUUCCCCCGUAUAAAUACCUAGGUAUGUAGCAGCAUAUUCGCGAUGUUACAAUCGCUUGGUACCUACACACAUAGGUACGUAUAUGUACCUGGGCAGUCGCAGCAGUAUUCACGCUGUAUGGAACAUGGAUGUGCUUAAGUAAGUAACCAUGUAUGCAUGUGUACUGCCGCCACCACCCUGGAGUGCACACCACACC